Molecule: messenger RNA, 1918 nt
Organism: Daldinia caldariorum
Lineage: Eukaryota; Fungi; Ascomycota; Sordariomycetes; Xylariales; Hypoxylaceae
Product: amino acid transporter
Exons: 8
Coding region: 117-1904 (595 amino acids)
Biological process (GO): amino acid transmembrane transport
Cellular component (GO): membrane
Molecular function (GO): L-amino acid transmembrane transporter activity
Source: RefSeq, a predicted model, not a curated record
UGCCCUCUUGUUCCCCGCACCACAAGACGAUUCCUAAUAUUUUAGGUCAAUUGUUGGUGACUUCUUCCAUCUUCAUUCCUCAUAGCUAAAGUGUGGCGGAUGAGCUAUCUGCGGUGAUGGGGAUUCCGAAAUUUUGGGCGCGUUCCGCCACGACUGAGGUGCCGGCGGUUGAUGGCCAUCCAUCCAGCUCCGACGUCUCGGUCAUUCGCGACGGCGACCUUGCGUAUACUCUGGAGAAAGCGGGAAAUGGAUCUAAACCAUCUUACCAAGAGGCGGCUGGCGCUCCUGUCGAAUCCAAGUCGCCGCUGGGUUACCACGUCGGAUGGGUAACCGUCAUCUUUCUCAACGUCAACCAAAUGAUCGGAACUGGAAUUUUCUCAACGCCCGGAACAGUUCUUAACACCACCGGUUCCGUCGGGCUUUCUCUUAUCUACUGGACGAUUGGUCUGUUGUUAGCUAUCGCAGGCUUUGCCGUCUAUCUUGAGCUCGCGAGCUACUUUCCGAACCGUUCGGGUUCUGAAGUCGUGUACCUAGAACAACAGUACCCCAGACCGAAGCAUUUCUUCCCCGUCACAUUCGCCGUCUACUCGGUUAUCCUUAGUUUCAGCAGCAGCAACGCCAUCGUCUUGGCGCGAUAUGUGUACCAGAUUGCCGGCUCAACACCGACGGACUGGCAGUUGAAAGGUGUUGCCAUCGCUGCUUACACCGUAGCAAGCUUAUGUGUGAUUCUUCACAACAAAUACUCGCUAUGGCUGAUGAACUUGCUUGGUGUCGUUAAAAUUGUUACUCUUAUCUUCAUCAGCAUAACCGGUUUCGUAGUCUUGGGCGGAAACGUCCCUCACAUCCCCGACCCGGGCGCGAACUUCCGAAAUGCGUUCGAGGGCACGACGACCAACGGAAACGAUCUGGCGGUUGCUCUAGUUAACAUUGUGUUUACGUAUACCGGGUUCUCGAACGCCUUCAACGUCGUCAAUGAGAUUAAGAAUCCCAUUCCGACGCUGAAGAGGAACGGAACCAUCUCGAUCCUGGUCGUCGGUGUGCUGUACAUGCUCUGUAACAUCGCGUACUUUUCUGCUGUAUCGAAGGAGGAAUUCGCUAAAUCGAAAGAAAUCGCCGCGGCCGUAUUCUUCGUGUCGGUGUUUGGAAGGGGUCGCGCGAACCAGGCUCUGAGCGUUUUGGUUUUACUGAGUGCAUUCGCGAAUCUGCUCGCCGUGUUGAUCAGCCAGUCCCGAGUGAUCCGUGAAAUUGGCCGACAAGGUGUUCUCCCAUUCACUAAUUUCUGGGUUUCUACGAAGCCCUUCGGUACUCCGUUCGGUCCGUACUUUUUGAAAUGGCUCAUGACAUUUAUUAUGAUUGUCGCUCCUCCCGCUGGCGAUGCUUUCCAGUUUGUCGUGAGCCUGGGAACCUAUCCGGACGGAAUCUUCCAUCUUGCUCUCGCUAUCGGCGUAUACAUCGUACGGUACAGACAAAAAAGAUUAGGCAGGAAAGCGCCAGACUUCCGCACCUGGGACGUGGUUCUCAUCUUCUACAUCCUGCUGCAGGUGUACAUCCUGGCGACGCCGUGGAUCCCCCCAAAGGGCGGGCCGUACGCCGGCGAGGUGUCGUUCUGGUACGCGACGUACUGCGUCGUGGGCAUCGCCAUCAUCAUCGUGUGCGCGAUCUACUACGUCGUCUGGAUAUACGCGCUGCCGAGGUGGGGAGGGUACAAUAUCCGGCCCGAGAUUGUCAAUUUAGACGACGACGGCACCACGAUUCACCGGUUGGUUAAGGUGCCCCUGGGCGAAGUGGACAAGUGGGACGAGGAGCACGACGAGGCGGGGCAUUUGAGACGGAGGCAUGUCGUGGCGUCGACGACGUCUUCGCAGGGGGACGACGGCGCUGCUCAGGCUGCCAAAACCGGGUAGAGUUUCAGACUUGU